This is a messenger RNA of Tremella mesenterica DSM 1558, 2117 nucleotides long. RefSeq lists its product as uncharacterized. Lineage: Eukaryota; Fungi; Basidiomycota; Tremellomycetes; Tremellales; Tremellaceae. The record is from RefSeq and is a predicted model, not a curated record. The transcript is spliced from 19 exons. Bases 134 to 1924 code for a protein of 596 amino acids. Gene Ontology annotation, biological process: fatty acid metabolic process. Gene Ontology annotation, molecular function: medium-chain fatty acid-CoA ligase activity.
GUAGAUCUCUAUCUACGACUUGUCCAUAUUCUACUUUGCGCUAUAUGCUGUGAGGUAGACUCGCUGGUACGAGUCUCUUGCGAUUAUUCUUCUGCUGGAGGGUAAGAUAUCCUCGGAGGGUUAGAGAGAAAUCAUGGGUUCUAAAGGCGUGAAAAGACAAUUGUCCAUUGCGGAAUGUGAUAGGAUUUUGACUGCUCCAGGUCAGAUAUUGGAGAUGGAUUAUUUGACUUUGCAUGGAAGGAGAGUAAGGGUUUGGAAGAAUACACCUAGGACUUUCCGAGAAUCUCUGCUUGACAAAAUGACUACCUACCACGAGAGGAUAUUCCUCUCUUUUCCAUCCGUUCAGGGAAGGGAAUACUUGACAUAUGGUCAAGUGAUGGAGAAAAGUUUAGAAUUGGCAGCUUGGAUGCGCUCACGAGGUUUGGGAUUAGGUAGUAAGGUUGGGAUAGUGGGUAUGAAUUGUCCCGAAUGGAUCAUAGCCUUCACUGCGGUCCAGAUUAUCGGCGGUAUUUCCGUAUGUGUCAAUGCAUGGUUACCGGUGGAACAACUGAAACAUUGUCUCAUCAAAACCCGACCAGCUCUAGUCUUGAUGGACCAAGAACGAGCGGAUGAUCUCGUAGACUCAUUACCCUCGUUGAAGCAGUCGGGAAUAGAGUCAUACUGUUGGGGCUCGGGGACGACACUUCCUAGCUUGCAAGAUGCUGUCAGAACUAUAUCCGCCGCCGAACGAGACGGUUUGUUGAGAGGAAAGGGAGUUGAGUCGCUCGGACCAGAGUCGGAUGCGGUCAUUUUCUUCACUUCUGGAACUGGCGGACCUCCGAAGGCAGUUUUGAGUACGCAGAGAAUGGCAUUGACGAAUAUCUGGUCGGGUCUUGUUGGGGAUAAUGGGUGGCGAGCACCUGCCAGAGCUGCCCUUCGUGCAGGACUACCAAUUCCACCACUACCUCAACCCUCCCAUCCGCAAAGAACAGUCCUCCUCGCUAUACCCCUAUUCCACGUCACAGGCUGUCUUUCAUGGCUUAUGCGAGCUUUCUUUGCUGGUUCAAAGAUGGUCCUCCUACCUAAAUGGAGUACGACAGAAGCCAUACGUGUCAUUCAAAGCGAAGGAGUGACAGUCAUCGGCGGUGUCCCAGCUGUCGUCUCUGCUAUCCUUCAAUCUUCACAUCUACCUCAGACACACGUCCCGGAGACUGUCUUCUAUGGAGGGGCUCCACCAAGUAAUCAACUCCCCAAAGAGAUCAAAUCCCGUUGGCCUAAAGCCGGCUUGGUCCAAGGAUAUGGUUUGACAGAAACUAAUGCAUACGUGUGUUCUAUCGCUGGUGGUGAUUACCUAGCUAGACCUGACAGCACGGGACCGCCGGUUCCUGUGACAGAUACGAUGAUAGUCGACCCAGUAACCCGAGAACCAUUGCCGAUAGGCACUACGGGGUUGUUGUUGGUCAGGGGACCGCAAGUCAUGAAAUGUUAUUAUGAUGAUGAGGAAGCCACUCGGAAAGCUAUCGACGAAGAAGGUUGGCUUGACACUGGUGACGGGGCCAGUGUGGAUGCCGAAGGUUUCGUCUAUAUCAAAGAUCGAUUAAAAGAUAUCAUUAUUCGUGGUGGAGAAAACAUCCCAUCCAGCGACGUUGAAAACGCCCUAUAUGCUGAUCCAAGAGUAAGCGAAGCGGCAGCCGUAGGAAUACCCGAUUCGUUCUUGGGAGAACUCGUAGGAGUAGCAGUGACUCUGAGAGAAGGACAAGUGGCGGACGAAAGGGAGUUGAUACGUCUUGCUGCAACUAGACUUAGCAAACAUGCAAUACCCGUCAUCGUCCUCAUCCUCCCUGGUACUUUGCCACGUAACAUCAAUGGUAAAGUUAUCAAAAGUCAAUUGGUCCCUCUCGUAUCUGAAGCCUGGGCAAAAAGACGUGUCCGGGCAAAAUUAUAACAAAACCCAUUCCAAAUCUUCUGUCAUUUCAAUUUCUUGGUAUCUCUUAUCUCUUAGAUCAUAGAUUAUAUUCAGCAUCUAAUCAGUCGUCAAUUAUUACUACUCACAUCUUUGUUAGACUUGCUGUACGUUAAACCAUACGAUGCAUUUCACAACUUGUUACACAUGUAUGUAUGACACUUUGUCCGCACGG